Molecule: messenger RNA, 2374 nt
Organism: Perca flavescens (yellow perch)
Lineage: Eukaryota; Metazoa; Chordata; Actinopteri; Perciformes; Percidae
Gene: adprhl1
Product: ADP-ribosylhydrolase like 1
Exons: 7
Coding region: 459-1535 (358 amino acids)
Biological process (GO): protein de-ADP-ribosylation
Molecular function (GO): magnesium ion binding; ADP-ribosylarginine-[protein] hydrolase activity
Source: RefSeq, a predicted model, not a curated record
ACAGCUGAACUCCCCACCGCCCAACGCAAAGAAGCUGUGGCUGAUAACGUGAUGCUUUCGUAUGUGUGUGUGUGUGUGCCCGCGCGCGCCCCCCCCCUUGGUACUAAGAAUGCUUGUUUGUGUGUGUGUGUGUGUGAGACAACUGAUGAGAAACUAGACGAGAGCUCUGAGGGUGGGAAGGUGGUAGAGCUGUUAUGUAGUGGAGCCAGAGGUCUGUGCUAGCUCCACAUACAGCUGAGGAAAUUGUGAGAGCUGGUGAGGCUGUUCAGGAUGUUUUGGGGCAAGAGAGUCUGUUCUGUUUCCAUUCUUCUGUGACCGCGAGUCUUCUGAGGUGGUGAAGAAGAACUACAGCUGGAACAAGUUCAUAUUUUGGCAUUUGUUUGUGCCAGGAGCCAACUAAAUCCCGGGAGAGUUGUGACAGCUUCAUUCAAGAGAAGAUCUUUUUUUAGCCCAGUAUUAUGGAGAAAUUCAAGGCAGCCAUGGUUCUGGGUGCUGUUGGUGAUGCUUUGGGCUACAGAAAGGGCCGUUGGGAAAAAUGCACCUCAGGCAAGAAGAUCCAAGAGGAACUGGCUUCUCUGGGAGGACUGGGGGCCCAGAAACUGGACCCAGAUAACUGGCCCCUGAGUGAUGCAACGCUAAUGCACAUCACCACAGCAGAAGCACUUGUAACAGAUUACUGGUGUCUGGAGGAUCUGUACCGGGAGCUGGUGCGUCUCUAUGUUGAAGCCAUGGUGUCUCUCCAGGGCAGAGCCCCUGAUCCUGCUACAGUGGAGGGCUGUGUUCACCUCAAACCUCACAACUUCCUGCUCGCCUGGCAUACACCCUUCAAUGAAAAAGGGUCCGGGUUCGGGGCAGCUGCCAAGGCCAUGUGUGUGGGUAUGAGAUAUUGGCAACCGGAGAGACUAGACAGCCUGGUGGAGGUCAGCAUUGAGAUUGGCAGAAUGACCCACAACCACCCCACAGGCUUCCUAGGCUCCCUGACAACGGCACUGUUUGCAUCCUAUGCGAUCCAGGGGAAACCUUUUGUGACUUGGGGCCGCGAGCUCAUGAAAGUCCUCCCUCGGGCUGAGGAGUUCUGCAGGAAGACCAUACGACACAUGUCAGAGUAUCAGGAAAACUGGUUCUACUUUGAGGCCAAGUGGCAGUUUUACCUGGAAGAGAGAGAGAUAGACAAGGAAGGACAGAACAAACCUUCGUUCCCUGACCGCUAUGACGCUGAGGAGACAGACAAGCUGUAUAAGCGCUGGAGCUCAGAGGGCCGUGCGGGCCGCAGAGGUCAUGAUGCCCCCAUGAUAGCCUACGAUGCCCUUCUGGCAGCAGGGAGUGACUGGGCUGAACUGUGUAAAAGAGCCAUGUUCCAUGGAGGUGAGAGUGAAGCCACAGGCCUGAUCGCAGGUUGUCUUUAUGGCCUCAUGCAUGGCUUGAGUCAGGUUCCCCCAGGCCUGUACCAGGAUUUGGACAAAAGAGAGCGUCUGGAAGAGCUGGGAGAAAAGCUUUACAAAUCAGCAUCUGCAGAGAGGUGCAUAGACAAGUAAUCCUGCUCUUCAAUGGUCCGAACCCUACUGGCUAUCAGAGGAACUGCACAUGUCAACUGCUUCCCUUUAUCCCACGCUGCCCUCUAGUCGCUCUUGGUCCACUCUUUGCCUAUCUUGCCCUCCUGUCCUUGAUUUGUCUAUGCCUAUCUGUCUUGAUUUGGACAUUUUGAAGCACCUGCCACUGUAGGUGUGAGGCAGAGGAACAUCAAAAGGGAGACCAUUUAGGGUACUGAGUUCAGCCUUUGUCUGUCAUGAAUGCUUUCUUGUGAGAUCAUCUCUCUAGAGCUACAUCUGCAAUCAGUUUGCAUACUGUACAUUUCAUGUUUUGUUGAUCACAGGAAAGAACAGCCUGUCUCCACCUAAUAUUAAAUUACAGAACUGUGAGGCAAUAAAAAAAACUCUUCUGCUAAACUAGUUAAAUUCUCAAAAUGAACUAACAAAAGAUAAUUUCCUUCUAUGACCUUUUCCUUUUCUAAAGCUAAACUGUAUUAACAUGAAGUGCACAGUUAUGUUCUUCAACACAUUGCGCAAACUUGAUGAAAGCCUUACUGACUUUAAGAUACUCCUCUCUCCACAGUAAGUUUCAAUAUUUUUUAAUAUACAUACAUCUUGGUGUUUUAAUGCAUGUAACGUGGUGGACAUUUUAAAAUAAUUUUACUUUUAUGCAUAACAAUAUUGAGUUGUGGAAUAGUAAUUGUUUUAUCUACUACCGUGAUCAAUUAUUAUUUGCACUGUGAUGCUCUUAUCAGGUAUUACUGUGCUAAUUGUAAAAGCACCAUUACAUGGUGAAUAUUAACAUGAUAUGGACAUUAAAAUGGACUCAGAUAUAUAUACUAUAA